Molecule: messenger RNA, 981 nt
Organism: Oxyura jamaicensis (ruddy duck)
Lineage: Eukaryota; Metazoa; Chordata; Aves; Anseriformes; Anatidae
Gene: SF3B6
Product: splicing factor 3b subunit 6
Exons: 4
Coding region: 128-505 (125 amino acids)
Cellular component (GO): nucleus; ribonucleoprotein complex; cytoplasm
Molecular function (GO): mRNA binding
Source: RefSeq, a predicted model, not a curated record
CGGUGCGCUGCGCGCUGUGUGCCGGGAUAGCAUCCGGGUAUCGCGCUGAGGUAAACGGCGGGGCUGGAGGACCGCUGAUCGUCGCCAUUUCGUUCCCAGGCCCGAGGCCCCCCAUCCACCCGGAGCCAUGGCGAUGCAAGCGGCCAAACGAGCUAACAUCCGGCUGCCGCCAGAAGUCAAUCGGAUCCUGUAUAUCAGGAACUUGCCGUACAAAAUCACCGCGGAGGAGAUGUACGAUAUUUUUGGGAAAUACGGGCCUAUUCGGCAAAUCCGAGUUGGGAACACUCCUGAAACGAGAGGAACAGCCUACGUAGUCUACGAAGACAUCUUUGACGCUAAAAACGCUUGUGAUCAUCUGUCAGGGUUCAACGUGUGCAACAGAUACCUCGUUGUUUUGUACUACAAUGCAAACAGGGCAUUCCAGAAGAUGGACACAAAGAAGAAAGAGGAACAGCUUAAGCUUCUCAAGGAAAAAUACGGAAUUAAUACAGACCCACCAAAAUAAACUGAUUUUUUUUUUGGAAAACUGUUUUCAAGACCUACCAUUGUGUUUUUGAACUACGUAAGGAUUCUCCCUGAUGUAUAUAUUCUUAAAAUUUAAUAAGCUGUAAUUUCAAUCCUUAGAUCUUCGUAUUAGGAUUAAAUGUAAAACAUCAGAAGAUCUGCUUUAAGACUAAACGCCCUAAAUAGACACAGCUUCGUCAUGUUGCAAGGCUGAGCUGUAAGCGCUGUGUAACCACCGUCCUCUCUCUGGCAGGCCCUUGUAGGACAGGUCCGAGUACAGGCCUGCUGAAAUCCCGCCUAGGCUGCAGGGCUGAUUUUAAAGGGGGCAGCCCGUUAGUACAAAGAGCUCAAGGGGCUUUGUAUCAGCUGUCUGCGUGGUGAAUUUCAACUGCCACUUCUAAAAACAGAAUAAUGCAAGUAAGCAAGAGUGUCCCUGCCAGAGGGAUUCUCGUGCUAUUUGUUUUUUAAUUAAAAAAA